AACGUCUUGUAUUGCAGAGAGCUGAGAGUGAAAAAAAUAUAAACAAAUAGAUUGAAAUAUGCAUUGCGUAAAACAAUGUGAGUGCGAGUGGUGAAUCAUCGUUACUAUUGCUAAUUAACACAUGCGUACGCCUCAUAUUCAAUAACAAACAGCAACAGCUGAGUCUCGAAAAUGUCGACGGAUGCGGACUCUUCAAUAUCCGCAUCGGAAUGCGCACAAUUGCUGGAAUUCAAGAACUUUCUAGCGUCGUUUGCCGCCGCUGCCAGUGAACUGACCUCUGGCAAUGAAUUAACGCGCAAUGGGAGUGGGAAUUGUGUAACGCGCAGCAGCAACGACACUUAUAAAGUCACGGCCGAUGAGCAACGUGCGGAAAUCGUGUCAACGAUUUGGAAACAACUUUCUGUCAAAGGUUGUCCAAAUGCAUUUCAAAUGAAAUUGCUGCACAUGGCCGCAGAUAAAAUGGAACAGGAUUUGCGUCAUGCCAAGGAAUGUGAGGUCAAUGUGGACCUUGACGAGACACAGUACGAUCUAUUGAAAUUACAGAAAUUCGUUAGCAGUCAGCUGGAUAAAUUCCUGCUCAAAUUGACGGACAAUGCGGCGAUGGAAAAGUUGCAGCUAUAUGCUGAUGACGAGGCGUUGUGCAGGGAUCCCGCCGAGUGUCAGUGUGCAUUAAAGCCUUGGUCUCCAGGACACAGUGCGGCGGCCAUUAAGAAUAAGCCGCGUAAAAUGGAAGAUCGCCAUGUGUGUCUCGAGCGUUAUGGUGAAAUGUAUCAGCUUGAGAAGCACAGUGACUGUCGUUUCUUUGGCGUAUUCGAUGGCCAUUCGGGUGCUCUGUCCGCCUGCUAUGUGACCAGUCAAAUACCACAGUUGCUGGCACACCAGCUGCAACGUCCUGUUCCUGCAACAGGUUCAGGUGAACAUAAUGUCGACUUUUAUCGCAAUGCCUUCGAGACGGCAUUUCUGCAGGCCGAUGAACGUUUUGCCCAGAAACGCAUCACGAGCGGCACAACUGCCGUUUGUGCUCUGAUAACUGGGGAGCAGCAACUCUAUAUUGCCUGGGUGGGCGACUCCAAGGCGUUACUCGUAGGCAAACGCACCCAACUGCAGCUAGUGAAGCCCCACAAGCCGGAAUCCCCGGACGAGCGACGUCGCAUCGAAGUGAGCGGUGGUGCUGUGAUUCAUGCCCAGGGCCAAUGGCGGGUUAAUGGCAUACUCAAUGUGGGACGUUCCAUUGGCGAUUACAGUCUCGAGGCGGUCAUUGCCGAACCGGAUUUUGUUGAUGUGCAGCUGAGUGAGGCCCAUGAUUUCUUAAUCCUGGGCACCGACGGCCUCUGGGAUCAUGUGCCCGAGUCCAUUAUUGUGGACACUAUCUAUGAAUGCCUGGCCGAGGCGACAACCCAACUCGAUGACAUUCCCAAACUGCUUGUAGAUGCUGCCAAAGAUCACGACUCACAGGAUAAUAUAACCGUUGUCCUGGUGCUGCUAAAGCCACGCGAUCAAAUUGGUCUCGGCUAGAGUUCCAUGUGAAUUCUAUAUUUACAGCGAAUGUAUCAUUAAUUGUUAUACGCAUUGUUGUUUGUAAUACCCGUUACACAGAGAAUAUUAGGGUAUAUUGUAUUCGUUGGAAUGCAUGUAACAGAGAGGAGCA
Molecule: messenger RNA, 1648 nt
Organism: Drosophila innubila
Lineage: Eukaryota; Metazoa; Arthropoda; Insecta; Diptera; Drosophilidae
Product: protein phosphatase 1E
Exons: 1
Coding region: 172-1515 (447 amino acids)
Biological process (GO): protein dephosphorylation; negative regulation of protein kinase activity
Molecular function (GO): protein serine/threonine phosphatase activity
Source: RefSeq, a predicted model, not a curated record